AUGAAUAAUAUCAUUAAAUAUCUUAUAUUUGUAAUGAUAUUCAUAUCUUGUACUCAAAUCAUAUGUUUUAAAAUACUUGACAUAACGUCAAUUGAUAUGAAUUUGAUUGAUGUUCAUAUGGAAGAUUUAUAUGGUAAUAUUUUGGUAGUGACAAUUAUUACAAAGUCCAAUAAUGAAAUCAAGUCUCUCAAAGAAAAAUUCGCUCAUAUAUGGUCUAAUUUAUCAUCAAAUGAAAAUCUUAAUGAAGUUAAAAUAUAUAAAUUAUACGGUGAACCUAGGUUACUAUAUAUCAUUACGACUUUUGAAAAUAAAAAUGUUAUAAAAUUUUAUAGUAAAAAAUUUAACAAAUGGUUAGAAGUGAAUUUGAAUGAUUUUAAUUCGGCCUUUAAAGCAUUUGAAACAACAAGGGUGUUUGAUUUGAAACCUGCUGUAGAUAUUGAUACUUUUAUGGCUCAAAGACAAUAUUUUUCUGGAGUUAGAGCAUACGUUUUCACUCCAUAUAAUGUUUUUGAUGUUGUUUUAGUUCAACAUGAUAGUCGGAUCAUCUGGUCAACAAAUGAUCCGGGUAAAAAAUGUAUUCGUAUUAUUGUCUACGGUGAAUUAGAUUCUCCAAAGCUGGUCCAAAUCAGUGUUUUGCAUAAUAGUAAUAUUCAUGGAUUUAAAACAGAUAUUCAAGGUGAAAGAAUAACUCAACAAAAAGAUAUCAUGAAGAUGCAUUUGAUAAACGAAUUUCAUAGAGGUGCGCGUCUUGCUAGGAAACGAGUUAGGAGAAUGGAAAUCGAAAAACAAGCAAAACAAACAGAGGCGACAGAAGAUAUAGGAGAUACUUCGACUAGUAAACGCAGAAAAGGACCAAUGAGAGAACUUAUCGAUGUUGGUGAUGGUGAAAUUGAAGGUGUUACACAGGAAGAACUGGAUGAAGAUGAUGAAGAUGGACUAGAACAAAUGACACAAAAGAAAUUAUAUUUAAAUGAAAAGAAAUUAUUAGAAAAUGAAAUAAUUGGGCUGAAAUUCGAAAUAAGUCAAAUCCAAGAACUUAUUGAGGUAGAGAAAAAACAAAUUAAAGAUAAAGAAGGGACUGAGGAGGAUAGUUCAGAUGAUGAUGAAUAUGAUGAGAGAGUUUAUGAUAAACAUUACCAGAAAAUGAUUGAGAUAGAAAAGAUUGAGAAAAAAAUAUACGAAUUAGAAAAUCAAAUAAGAUUAAAAAUAGGGGAAAUGGUGAGUAUGGAAGAGAAAUUAAGAAAAUUAGAGGAAGAUCCUGAUGGUUAUUUAAAACAACAAUUAAGUAAACUUUUAGAAAAGGAACGCGAUGCCAAAAUUUUGAGUAAUAAGAUUGAUAUGUUGAAUAGUGAAAUAAUUGAUUUAAGGCAUGUACUUGUUAAUGAACGAAUCUUGGAUCGUAGUGGAAGAGAUCCGAUUCUAAGUAGAACAAAACAAUAUGAGUAUUUAAUAAGAUCAAAAGAAAAGGAAAUAGAACCUUUGGAUAAGGCACUUAAUGUAAUAAAAUGUCAAAUAGAAAAACUAACUGGUCUAGAUAAUGAAUAUCAUUAUCCACAACCGCCAGAACCAUUAGUGUUAAGUUAUAGACUGUGGAUGGAUGGUAGAGUAAGACCAGAAAAGAGAAAAAGAUAUGAAUCUAUAAGAACGAUUGAAUUCGGAUUCGAUAAAACAACACAGGUCAAUAUAGAAUUAGAAACUCAACAAGUUAGUCGAUAUCAGCAACCAUAUGACCCAUAUCAGCAACCUUAUCAACCUUAUCAGGAACCUUAUCAACCUAUACCAGGAACUCAAUAUAUUGAAUUACAGCCAAUUCAACAACAAUAUUAUCCUGGAGCUCAAUAUCAACAUAUUCAACAACCGCAAUAUCAACAAAUUCCACAACCAUAUCAACCACAACCAGGACCUCAAUAUAUUGAAUUACAACCAAUACAACAACAAAUUCCACAACCAAUAGUAGAACAACCUGUAACACAAAUUCAACAGAAACAACCAGUACAAGAAACUCAACCUCAAGUGACAUAUAAACCGUAUAAACCUAGAAUACAAGGUUCACAAGGAAUGAGAAAACAAUCACAAACUCAAACUGAAGGUACAUCACAGCAAGAUGGAGUUGUAAAACAACCGAGAUUAUUUAGACCAUAUUUAGAUGAACCCUAUCAACCACAACAACAACAACCACAACAAGUUCAGCAUAUUCAACAACCAUAUCACCCAUAUCAGCAUCCUUAUCAACCUAUACCAGAACCUCAACAGCAACAACCAGAACUGGAGCCAGAUGUAGUGACUAUAAGUAUUUCUGAUGAUUCAGAUGAAGAUGCAGUACAAGAAACUCAAACUCAACCACAACAGCAACAAUAUCAUCCUUAUCAACAAACUCAACCACAACCACAGGCACCUCAACCGCCUCCAUAUCAACCAUAUCAACCAUUUCAACCAUAUCAGCCACCUCAACAACUUCAACAGCCUGAAAUUCUUCAAGAACUACUAACUCAUGAAACUAUACAGGAUCAAGACGAAUCCCCUAAAAGAAAACGUGGUAGACCACCUAUGAAACUUACAAAUCCUGAAUUAGAAGAUAGGAGAAGGAGAAGAAAUAUGAGAAGAAUGUGGAAAAAAAUGUGGAUAAAAAAUUCAUCAAGAAAAGAAGAAAAUAAUCAGUCGAAAAAAGGUUAUACUACAACAUACAAAUUUCCAGUUCCUCCUCAACCACUUAUGAAACCUGUUCUAGACCGUAAUGAACUAUAUAAUCAACUGGGUGGUGGAGAAGAAUGGGAAGAGAAUCAAGAAACGCGGAUUAGACCAUAUGAAAGAACGAAAAGACAAAAAAGAGAAUGGAUAGAAGAAAAAUAUUACAAAAUAACGGGAAAAGGAUGGAUAAGAAUAACUGUAUACGAAUUUAAAGAUAAAAUAGAAAAACUAAAGGAGGGGUAA
Theileria annulata is the source of this 2931-nucleotide messenger RNA. Its product is annotated as putative P-,Q-rich family protein, putative. The record is from RefSeq and is a predicted model, not a curated record. The transcript has a single exon. Lineage: Eukaryota; Apicomplexa; Aconoidasida; Piroplasmida; Theileriidae. The coding region runs from base 1 to 2931 and encodes 976 amino acids.